AUGCGAUGUUUACAGCCCUGUGUAGGAAUGCCCACAACAAGCCCAGGCAUUUAUCUCGCGCCACCAUCCUCGAUUGUCUCUUUCUUCUUCGACCUCACUCACUCGAUCCUUCUCUAUAACGCUCUCUCUAUCAACCCCCUCAACCCAGAAACCCAGACAAUCAAGAUGAAGUUCACAACCGCCAUCACCGCGCUCACCCUCUUCGCCGCCGCCAGCGCGUUCCCCAACCGCGGCGACGCCCAAAAGGACAUCAAGUUCCCCGUGCCCGACGGCAUGACCGUCAAGGAAGGUAGCUCCAAGUGCGGCGACCAGGCCCAGCUCUCCUGCUGCAACAAGGCCAAGUACGGCGCCGACACCACCGUCGUCGCUGAUGGCCUUGCCGCUGGUUUGCUGAGCAACUUGCUCGGCGCGGGCUCUGCUGCGGAGGGGCUUGGUGCUUUUACCGAGUGCUCGAAGCUUGAUCUUUCGCUCCUAAUUGGCGUCGAGGACAUCCUCAACCAGCAGUGCAAGCAGAAUAUUGCCUGCUGCGCCAACAGCCCCGGAAGUGCCGACGGGGAUCUUAUUGGUGCUACGCUGCCCUGCAUUGCUCUUGGAUCUGUUCUCUAG
Aspergillus calidoustus is the source of this 606-nucleotide messenger RNA. NCBI's taxonomy places the organism in Eukaryota, Fungi, Ascomycota, Eurotiomycetes, Eurotiales, Aspergillaceae. The record is from the annotation of a GenBank genome assembly.